CUUUUUUUUAAUAAAUUGUCACAAGGAACACAACGAUAUGCAAUUUAUAGGGAUGUGGGGGGGGGUGCACGGUAAGGGGGUCUGGCCCACAGACUAUAUACUAUUUCUACAAAGGCAUGAAGAACAUUAGAACUGGCUUCAGAGACCAUGCAAACUACACUUCAGAUGAGAAGAGAAAUGUCAUUGCAGAUUGGGCUGGCUUGGAUAUAUCGACGACUACGUUGAGAUUGCCUAGGCAAAUGCUGUACGGUCAUUCUGGUUGGUGGCUCACGAAGGAAGGUAAGCCUCGUAACGAUGGCUGGACGACGUGGAAGAGGACCUCCACCAGCUCAACAUCAGGCGAUGGCGAACUAAAGCGAAGGAUAAAGAGGAAAGGAGCAGGAUUGGGAGGAGGCGUUGGUUCUUAAUGGAUCCUAACAACAUGCAAUAAUGUUGAC
Messenger RNA from Nezara viridula (southern green stink bug), 437 nucleotides. The record is from the annotation of a GenBank genome assembly. Lineage: Eukaryota; Metazoa; Arthropoda; Insecta; Hemiptera; Pentatomidae.